AUGACGUCCUUUCAACGGUCAGGCAAGACCGCCCCCCGUCUUGUACAAGAUAUAUACGAAUAUGAUCCUGCUCACCUUCCAGCGACCGGCCGCAAUCUGCUCGCGGACGUCCCGCCAGUGUUUCCUGAAUACUACAAUGGACCGCUAGAGCACAUCUCAUCGGUGGCAUGUCGCCAUAACUUUGUAUCGAAACCAGCCCAAAGUUAUGUCCCUCAGUCGGAGCAAAGCAAUACUGGAGCCCCUACGAAGAUAUCGGCCGUGUGCUUGAGGUGUCGUUAUCAUAUGCAAGUUGAUGUGAGCUCUACGCCCGGUAUUGGUCAACCUAGCGCGAGAUUUUCAGACCACGUACAUCAUCUGGUAUAUAGGUCCGGAAAGUACAGAGGCGGCGCCACGCCGGAAGAAGUCAGCCCCAAGGGACAGAUGUUGGAGACAUUUCAUUAUGAGUGUUCAUAUCUAUCCUGCUCCGUUGCAGUAUCUGUGCGGUUCGCCUCACCUGUCCUUAAUGAUGACCAGGUGCGACUGUUGAUAGACCCCGAAGCGCUGCGAGAGCGCGCGAGCGAGGCAUUUGCAGCCCAUCCUGACCGUCUGGAAGGAGUUGCUCCGCCCGCACCUAUCAAUGUCUUGCUGAACUUGCGUACAUAUAUCAGCAACGCUCUCCUUGAUAGCCAACAGAGCAAGUCAAUCUCAGCGGUUAACAAACGAUUUAUGACGUGUUUCGGAGUUGAAGGGAAGCCUUGCAAAGACCUGUUAGAAUUCCUGGGAUUUAGCUCUAAGAAUGAAGGCUUUUGGGAACCUCCUCGACCGAAUCCGUGGGCAGAGUUUCCCUAUCGCGACCAGCUCAAGAUAUUUCUCGAUGACGUUAUACACGAACUUACAGCUCUCAUAGAACAGAGGCCAGUGAUGGAGAAGAAGGGCCACCAGCUAGAGUUUAAUCGUCAACCGGUCUUCAACGAUCUCCUCUAUGCGUUGGACUCUUUGGACUACCCGAAGGCCUCACGAUCAAGUGAAUUUCAGAUGGCUCCUCAACCUUACUAUGAAGACCUGGGUGUCGUUGAGGACAUGGCCGCUUCUUCCAUCGUCGAGGCCUUUAACCGACAAGUCUCGGUGGAUCCUGCUAGGACUCCUGUCUACCUAAAGUGUCUGAAGGCAAUCGGAACCCUCAGAGGAGGGGAAGAUGGCUCUCUUAUAGACCAGGCAGUUCAGGUAGCCUACUCUGAAGGGAAAUACACCGAAGAGGACGUGGUUGAUGCCUACAAGUACUUUGGUCUAAGUCACGAUGACCAGCGACUCACAGAAGACAGCAUAAUUGGGAAAUUUUAUGCUUAUCUAGGUGCCACUACUGCUGUCCAGGAGACUGAGACCCGCAGACAACUAUGGAGGAUAGGAGACAGCAGGCGUAGUGAGCGGAUCAAGGCAGCAGCGGAAGAAAGGGUGUCAACUGCUGAGCAGGCCCGGGUUUUCCUUGGCGUUAGCGCUGAUACACCUGAUGACUUUGUCAUGGCAGUUUACACAGCUAAAGUUAAUGACAAUCCAUCGAGCCGGGAUCUUGCUCGCCGUGCAGUUCAGCUGCUAGCUGAGGAGCGAAAAUCGGAAGCCUUAAAUCAUUUUCUCAAGACAGGCGAGAUGACUGCAGGUGAGAUGGACGUCGCUGAUGCCUAUCGUCUCCUUCAAAUACCCGAUCGCACCGUGGAUGAGAGCGCAAUUAUGGCAGCAUACACGAUUUGUGUGGAUGAAGCUCCAGCACAAGCUGAAAACUACAACCAGGCGCUGCGAAUUAUCGCGAAAGAUAAGAAUAGCCCUUUACUGAGCAACAUGGUUUCUGGUUCCGCCACUAAACCUGACCGUAACUUGGCCGAAUGGCCAGUCGGACUGCAGAAUAUUGGCAAUACCUGCUACCUCAACAGUCUGUUGCAAUUCUAUUUUUCAAUUCGUCCAUACCGUGAUAUGGUUUUGGACUUCGAGAAUUUCAAAAUGGAUAUAAAUGAGGACAUAUUGAGCCAAAAACAGGUGGGGUCUCGCAAAGUGUCGCAAAAGGAGGUUGAGCGGUCCCAACGGUUCCUUAGAGAACUGCGAACUCUUUUCAACGACAUGAUCACUGCCCCAGCAACUUAUGUUAUUCCCACCCAGGAGCUGGCGCGGCUGACGCUGAUCAGCCCUUCUAACGAAGCCGCUAUUCGUCGCCGGUCGACGAUGUCUGGGAUCAGACCUAGUGCUCUUGGUGAAAUCAAUGGUGUUCCAGUUAUGGGACCUCUCGGACCCCCGCAGCCGACUACAGAAAGUGAAGCCAAGGGGCCCAUAGCUCCCGAGCCAGAGAAACUCCAACGCUUAACGACAAGCGAUGUUGAUAGCGAGGCAACUCUUGUCUCUGACAGCACCAGGGUCGAUGCCACAGUCCCGCCCUCUAAUGACAAAGAACCUGAGCCUCCACGGACAGAUUCUACAAAGACGGUCGCGCAGAACGAUAUAACCCCUGAGGCAGUUGAGUACCAACCAUCCGACAAACCGGCUUCUCCUGAGCAGAAUGAGCCGUCUAGCCAGCCUCCUCCAGUCCCUCCACGGCCUGGUCCGCAGCCUGAUCCACAAAGGCAACUAAUAGAGGAAGUAGAGAUUGGAGCUCAGCAGGAUGUGACAGAAGUAAUCAAUAAUGUGUUGUUCCAGAGUCAAUGCGCCAUCAAGCCAAUCUCGCUUGCUCCAGAUGGUGAGCAGCUCGAUCAGGUUAAAGACUUGUUUUACGGUAAAGCCAAAUCCUACAUUCAAACAAGUGAAGGGGUGCGAUCAAAGGAAGAAUGGUGGUGUGACAUAAAGAUCGACGUCGCGACCGGAUCGCGAGAUAUCUAUGCUGCCAUUGACGGUGCUUUUGACGUCCAGAAAGUUAGCGUCCAGCGUGUCCAGUUCGAUCCUGUCAAGAAGCGCUCCUUCAAGUCCAUCCACCAUUUAGAAUUGAAGGAGACUAUCUACCUUGACCGGUAUAUGGACACCCAACAACCCGAAAUCUUGAAUCGCCGUCGCCAGUGUUGGGAAUGGAAAAAUACGUUAAGAAAACUCGAGGCUCGCCAAACAGAGUUGCAACGCCAAAGUGAGGCUGAUGGCCUGGACAUACCGAGCUUGUUCGACAAUGCUAGGGGUGUGCUAGAAGAGCUGAAUUCUAUGAAAGAGGAUCCCGAGACCGCAGCAGAUGCGGUUCCUAUCAACCCAGAACUUAUACCUGAGCUUAGUCAACUUUCCCAGAUAGCGAGGGCAGAGCUGAGCUAUAUCGAACAAGAGAUCAAGGAUCUACAAACUAUGAUCUCAAGUCAGUUUGCUGACUACAAACAUUUGGCCUAUCGUCUCUAUGCUGUAUUCGUUCAUCAUGGCUCCGUUGAAUUCGGGCACUACUACAUUUACAUCUGUGAUUUUGAACGGAAUGUUUGGCGGAAGUAUAACGAUAACUAUGUCACUGAAGUGCAUGACCUGGAUGAAAUAUUUACGAGCCAGGACCGCCAAAAUCCCCCGACUCCGUACUUCCUCGUAUAUGUCAAUGCAACUAUGAAGGACCGUCUAGUCAGUCCUCUUUGCAGGGAGAUAAUCGAGUCUUCUCCGGAUGAUCAACCAAGCGCAGAUGGAGGAAAUCCUAUGGAAGGGGUUACUGCGCCAACAGUUGCAGAAGACGUGGAUAUGAACCCACCAGCAUACAAUGAGAUAUGGACUGACAAAGGCACAUCAGGUGUGGGGGGCGACGAGGUCACUGGCAGAGGGCCGUCAAACAAAGACACUGACUUCCAUGAUGUGCAAUGGUAG
Messenger RNA from Aspergillus pseudotamarii, 3777 nucleotides. Its product is annotated as ubiquitin-specific protease UBP2. Gene Ontology annotation, molecular function: proteasome binding; cysteine-type deubiquitinase activity. Bases 1 to 3777 code for a protein of 1258 amino acids. The transcript is spliced from 13 exons. NCBI's taxonomy places the organism in Eukaryota, Fungi, Ascomycota, Eurotiomycetes, Eurotiales, Aspergillaceae. The record is from RefSeq and is a predicted model, not a curated record. Gene Ontology annotation, biological process: regulation of proteasomal protein catabolic process; protein deubiquitination; proteasome-mediated ubiquitin-dependent protein catabolic process.